Chelonus insularis is the source of this 704-nucleotide messenger RNA. It is a transcript of the gene RpL12, whose product is annotated as ribosomal protein L12. Gene Ontology annotation, cellular component: cytosolic large ribosomal subunit; ribosome. Lineage: Eukaryota; Metazoa; Arthropoda; Insecta; Hymenoptera; Braconidae. Gene Ontology annotation, molecular function: structural constituent of ribosome; large ribosomal subunit rRNA binding. The coding region runs from base 133 to 630 and encodes 165 amino acids. Gene Ontology annotation, biological process: translation. The transcript has 3 exons. The record is from RefSeq and is a predicted model, not a curated record.
CUAUGCCCAAAUCGGUCUUUUUCAUGUGUACAGGGCAAAUAGAGGAACAGAGGAUAUUGAAAAUUACUUUUCAAAUAAAAAUCCACCUCUAUUAGUUUAAUCCAUCGCAUAUUAAGCAUCUAAACUAUCAUUAUGCCUCCUAAAUUUGAUCCUACGGAAGUUAAAAAAGUAUAUUUGAAAUGUGUUGGAGGAGAAGUUGGUGCCACAUCUUCCUUGGCUCCUAAAAUUGGUCCUCUUGGUUUGUCUCCCAAAAAAGUUGGUGAUGAUAUCGCUAAAGCCACUAGUGACUGGAAAGGAUUAAAAAUCACUGUACAGCUUACAAUUCAAAAUAGGCAAGCAACUAUUUCCGUCGUUCCAUCAGCUGCUUCCCUUGUCAUUAAGGCCUUGAAGGAACCUCCAAGAGAUAGGAAGAAACAAAAGAAUAUUAAACAUAAUGGAAACUUAGCAUUUGAUGAUGUUAUUGCCAUCGCCCGCACAAUGAGACCAAGAUCUAUGUCUCGUGAACUUAAAGGAACUGUUAAAGAAAUCCUUGGUACUUGUCAAUCAGUUGGAUGUACUAUCGAAGGUAGACCACCUCAUGAUAUCAUUGAUGAUAUUAAUGCAGGAGAAAUGGAAGUUCAAGAUGAAUAGACUUAUAGGAGGUAACCAUCCUUAAAGUCGAUUUUUUAUUAAAAAAAUUAAUAAAAUCUAUUUAAUAAAACGAA